This is a messenger RNA of Varanus komodoensis (Komodo dragon), 6879 nucleotides long. RefSeq names its product leucine rich repeats and calponin homology domain containing 2 (gene LRCH2). Gene Ontology annotation, molecular function: protein binding. NCBI's taxonomy places the organism in Eukaryota, Metazoa, Chordata, Lepidosauria, Squamata, Varanidae. The record is from RefSeq and is a predicted model, not a curated record. Bases 138 to 2051 code for a protein of 637 amino acids. The transcript has 22 exons.
AAGUUUGAGAAAGGGAUCUCUCUAAGAACAGAUUUGCUGAAAUUCCUCCUGAUGUGUGGCAGUUUGCACCACUUGAGACAUUGAAUUUGUAUCACAACUGCAUCAAGUCAAUCCCUGAAGCAAUUAGAAAUCUGCAGAUGUUAACAUAUCUCAAUAUCAGUCGAAAUCUUUUAUCAACCUUGCCAAAAUACCUUUUUGAUCUGCCUCUUAAAGUUCUGGUUGUCAGCAAUAAUAAACUUGUGUCCAUUCCUGAAGAAAUUGGAAAGCUGAGAGACUUAAUGGAGUUGGAUGUGAGCUGCAAUGAGAUCCAGGUCCUUCCCCAGCAAAUAGGAAAGCUACAGUCCCUAAAAGAAUUAAAUUUAAGAAGGAAUAAUCUCCAUAUGCUUCCUGAUGAACUGGGUGAUCUUCCAUUGGUCAAGCUGGACUUCUCUUGUAAUAAAGUCACAGAGAUACCCAUCUGUUAUCGGAAACUGCGUCAGUUGCAAGUAAUAAUUUUGGACAACAAUCCAAUGCAGAUGCCGCCAGCACAGAUAUGUCUAAAAGGCAAAGUGCACAUAUUUAAAUUCCUCAGCAUCCAAGCAUGCCUCAGAAUGGAUAAAAAGCCAGAUUCCUUGGAUCUGCCAUCGCUGGGCAAAAGAAUCCCUUCCCAGCCACUCACCGACAGUAUGGAAGAUUUUUAUCCCAAUAAAAACCACGGCCCAGACUCUGGCAUUGGCAGUGAUAAUGGGGAUAAAAGAUUAUCCACAACUGAACCUUCCGAUGAUGACACAAUCAGCCUUCACUCUCAGGUAUCUGAAUCAACAAGGGAGCAGACACUCAGAAACGACAAUCAGUUGCUCACGAACAAGCAUGAGUUGCAUAAAGACCCAGAGGUGUGUGAUUACCUUGAUCCCUGCUCAGAGGAUGUGGCUUCAUGUGACCAAGGAGAUGUACAAACUGGGCCAUCAGUUUCGUACCGGAAGGAACGAGGGAAGCAGACUGAGAAGUCUCAGAAAAGAGAGCGACGUGAAGACUGGGCGGAGGAGGAGAGGGCCCAGAAAGAUCAGGUAUUGGCAGAAGAGGAUGAUGAACUGAAGGAAGUCACUGACCUAAGAAAAAUCGCUGCUCAGCUGCUGCAGCAAGAACAGAAGAGCAGACGGAGGCCAUUAAGCUAUAGAACUUCAUUCAGUGAAAAGCUUUUCCAGAGGACAAAGGUCGCAGGACGUGCAUCCAGACUUCUUAAUCACUCCGCCUCGACGAGCACAAGAAACAGACCGAAACAGACCACUGAUUCGGAAAAAAGCCUUUCAGCUGAUGAAGCCGGCUCCCCGUCGUCCCUCUACACCUGGCAGUCCAUGGACAACCCGAAGGACCAUCAAGACGACCCACCCUGGCCAGACCUGCAGCCGGUUAUUUGGCAGAGCGAGGAUAGGAGGCGGAGCAGUAAGCAGAUGAAAAGAGAGUAUUUCAAGUACAAGUCUUCUCGGAAGAGCUCGAGUGGAAAUGAAAAUGAUGAGCGAGACAGUGAUAAUACUAAUCUGUCACCACAGUCUCCUGUGUCGUCUGAGGAUUAUGACAGGGCGGAUGGCAGCUCUCACGGCCCCUUCGGGCUGAAGCCCAGAUCAGCUUUUGGUCGUUCUCGCCAGGACUACAGUACCAUGGACCCUGGAUUCACAAUGAGGAGGAAGAUGGAGCACUUGAGGGAAGAGAGAGAGCAGAUAAAGCAACUGCGCUGUAAUCUUGAAUCACGUUUGAAGGUCAGUUUGCCAGAUGACAUUGGUGCAGCGUUGAUGGACGGGGUGGUUCUGUGCCAUCUGGCCAACCACAUAAGACCUCGGUCUGUCGCCAGCAUCCACGUCCCAUCACCAGCUGUGCCUAAGCUCAGUAUGGCAAAGUGCCGAAGAAAUGUUGAAAACUUCCUCGAUGCUUGUAAAAAACUGGGUGUCCCACAGGAGAGACUGUGCCUGCCCCAUCACAUUUUGGAAGAAAGGGGUCUUGUGAAAGUUGGACUCACAGUUCAGGCUCUUCUGGAAAUACCUUCCUCAAAAGUGUCUCAGCUUUCCUGCCUGUGACCAGUUUCUCAGAGGACAGACUUGAGGCCUGACGUGUGUUGAUGUGAUUUGACCCCAACCCGUUCAGCCGCCUCCAGAGGAACAGCCACAGCCAUCGGGAGCCUGUUCAGGCCGGAUGCUUUAGGCAGAGCCUCACUUCGGACAACUGCUUAGAACCCUGGUGUCAAACUACAGUUAUCCAGCAUAAUAAGGAAUAGUAUUGCUUGCUUGUUUAACUUGGAGCCAUAACAGGUUUUGCGAUCAUCAGAUUCUCUUUGCAGGAAGUACACAGUCUCCCAUGAAUACAUCAUGAUGUCUUUUUAAAAAGCAAAAGCAACUUUUAAAAAAUUAAUUCUGCACUGUGUUAGGUUUUCUCCUAGGUUUGCAGCACACGUUUUAUAAUGAGAGACAAAUAUCGUGAGAGAUGUUUACAUGGCAAAGUCAUGGAAAGCAUUUCUCUGUUGUGCACUGCAUCGUUUUAGGGUGUGCUUACAAGGGCCACACUAAAAUGUCAUGUGUGAAGCAGCUCUUAGAAAUCACACGUCCAUUGAUAAGUUUAAAUUUAUGCCAUUUUUAUGUACAUCUGAAAAAACCCCACGUAGCAUAGUGGCAGAAACCUGGACAAUUAAUCAUGUAAUCCAGUUACCUGUUUCCAAAAUCCAUUUCACCAGUUUCAUUUCUUGCACUUCUUACUGUUGUACCAUUUCCAAUAUUUUAGUUGGGUGGGUGAUGAUGAUGAUGACGAAGACGAAGACGAUGAUGACAGAAUAGUAUACAAACUAAAGGACAAGUUUUGUGGGUUUUUUCAGUAUUCUAGGUUGGUGCCAAAAUAUUUUUUCAGUUGUACUGUAGAUUGUUUACAUGUGAAGUGCCUGUGUAAUUGAUAACUUUUACUAGUCUUAAACAUUUUUGCAAUUCCUUUAUGUCUCAAUAGAUGCAAUGUGUAUUUUUAAAUAUUAGGUUUUUUGUAAGACUGGUAAUAUGUGAAGUUUAAAGGACUAACAUCUGAGUGUUGGAUGUUCUUCAGUUUGCACAGUUUGAAUUUAUUAGAUUUGGUUUUUAGAAAAAAAAUGUAAAUAUGCUUUUAUUUAUCAUAUUUAAUUUGAUACCUAAUCACUUUUUAAUGUAUUGUUGGACAAUGAACGUCACUUUUUUAAAUUAUUUUCCUUGUUUGGGAUGAACAAUAACACAGAGUUUGAUUUUAAAGGAGUCCUACAGAAGCAUAUGAGUUAAGGAUGUUGGGUUGAAAACUGCCAAAAAGAAGUAAAUCUCAGGUUUAUAUUGUGACUGCCCAGAUCUGACAUCUUGCACCUGGCUUCACAUUAAUUUUUUAAUCUAAGGAAAUGCCAUAGAGUAGUGAAAGUGAGGCUGUUUUGCAAUAUUCGUGGUAUCAUGGGGCAAAUGGCUGGUUUGGGACCGUGUGCCAUUUUCUUGGCCCUGUGCAGGCACCAAUGCUCCGCUGCAAAUCAGUGUGGGAGUGCAUCUGCCCUUCCUGGCUUGCCACACCCCCUUCCCCCCCGCUCGGCUCUUCCCGCCUGGGAGGUACCAUGGCUGCUCACCGCCAGGUGAACCUGGGCAAGCCGAGUGAAGUUGACGCUUCAUUCUGGCCACAAAAACACAUGGCGACUGGAUCAUGGGGCAGGAGCCCUCCGUUCUGCAUUACGCAUCACUUUUCAGAAGCUGAGUUGUGUGGUGACGCUCGGGGCCCCGGGAGUGGGCGCAGGCUCACCUGUCUCCACCGAGGGUCUUUCCUGAAGCACAAAAGCUGCUCCCACCUCACGGAACACCCUGGUGAGAGUGAAAGGCAGCAUACACAUUGCUCUGUCUCUCAGUUCACCUUUCAGGUGCUCCAUGUGUGUGGUUGGUUUGUCUCGUUAAUGCUGUUUGCCUCUGUCGUAUUUAGCUAGCCUGAAUUUUCCUUCCCUUGUCCAAACAAUUAAGAAAAUCUGUCCGCUACCCAAAGAUUUUUGUUUUGUUGUCGUUUUGCGUUCUCAGCUGCCAUAGUACAUAUUCGUAACGGGGCCGAGAACACCAGAGGAGCUGGCAGGGUGACGGUGGUGAUCAGAACUCAUUUUUCCCUAGACACAUGCAAAGUGAUGCUUUAAUGCUGACUCCCCGCUCCUGCCCCGGGGUUUUGUGAACAGCAUCCCUUGGCUGGAUGAAAAGUGCCCAGAGCUGGGUCAAAUUUUUAAACACAGCAGGAACACUUUAGAUUCAGUCCGCACUUUGUGAUGCGUAUUUUAGUUGCUACAACAGAGAAGGAUAAAUACUUCACUUGGGGCUGAUUUUAGGUUUGUCAUGGGGCUUCCUGGCUUUGACCCACCCACCCACCCCUAGCACAGCCCAGCCCAGCCCAGCAUAGCGAAGCCCACCUUUCAAACGCAACCUGCAUUUUGGCUAGCACUGGAAAACAGAAAAGCUGGCCUGGGGCACACAAGGAGACUGCCAGGAGCCCAGGUUGUGUGGGCGUUGUGUCCUCCCAGCGUGCAGAGCGCUGACCCGGAUUUCAAAGGGCUUGAGGAGGCUUCCCUCUUAGAAGGAGUUGGAAGACGGCCCCCUGCCCUGUCCUGCCCCGCAACAUCCCAGGGAAGGGCCGGGAUGCAAAAGCGCGCUCUUGUUCAGGGAAGCUUUGGCCUCGUGCUGCUCCAAAGAGCAGCCGCCAGCCAGGUGGAGAACCAGGCCUCCGAGCCUUCCAGGCGGUUUUCCAUGUGGAGGAGGGCUGGGGCAGGGAAGAAAGGCCGGUGCUUCAGGCGAAGUGUCCCAGUGGCUGCAUGGUCCUUCAGGCCCUGCUUAGAAUCCCUGUGCCCCUCUUCUCUGCGAGAGAACCAGGCAGCACAGCAUAGCCAGCCUUCUGAUGUGUGUGGAACAAAACUUCCCAGCUUCACGCAGUCGGUGGGUAACUUUAGUCAGGAAGCGGCACACUGCUGCCUUUCCCACUCGGAGUGCAGCGUGCUGCGGAUCAGCAGAUGAUGCGUGGGUGGCGAUUUUUCUAAUUAAGGCAGCCUUCCACUUCUUCCAGCCAGAUCGCAUGUUCUUGCUUUCAGUACUCAACAACUGUGAACAUCUGAGCGCGUGCACUUCCACAGGCAGAAGCCUUGAAUAAGUGCAUUUAAAUCUGCCUUUCCUGUGACCCAGUAAAACUCAAAGCCUGGUUCUGAGUUAGGUCUCCUUUUCAUAGAACAGCAUUGACUUCCAGCCCUGAAAGCCCUUUGCAAGUCAGAAACCAAAGUUCCUCUUUUUUUGUACAGCUGAUCUGUAUGAUUUGAUCAAAACAACCCUGGAACCUAAACUUAAGCCAGCCUGCAACUGUUUUUCUUGCCAAAUGUCUGAGAACCAGUAUUGGAAGGGUACCAGGAUCCAUUGAAAGACCUCCCAGUACCACUGCAGCUUAGGAUUGUGACAAGACAUCCGUGCAGGGGCUCUGGCGUGGCACCAAAGCUGUUUCUGCCCACCUUUGGAAUAAGCAGCAUGAGCACUUAACACAAACCAUUGGGAUGUGAUGGUUACUUUCUGCAAAAUGGGCUUGGUGACUGUACGUGAACGCAAAAGCCUCACCUGCUGUGGGAACCUUCACCUCACUCCCAGCCUGUUCUGCAUGAGGAGGCAAUCGUUAGAUUUUGUUAAAUUCUAGGUUGUGGAAAUACCUCUGUAUUAAGUUUAGGCCUGUUCGUUGUACCUUAAUUUGGAGUGUUCUAGUUGUAGGUAUUAAGAUCUUUUAUUCUUCUUACAUGAGGAGCAGAACAAGAAGUAGUACGUACAAAAGUGCAGUGAUGUAAAACUUAGAACUUCUUACCAUAGCCCAGAAAACAUGGUUAAAUCAUGCAGUUGAAAAUCAUAAUUAUGGUUGCUGUUAAAAAUAAUGCAGAAAGGGAAUUUAUAAUUGAGCAAGCACUAAAUGAAUCUGAUCUUUUCUAUCAAUGGGACCUAGAUUUGAAUAUUUUCCUAGUGCUGGGUGGAGAGCUUAUCUGCAGAGAAUCUCUUCCUCAUACGUCCAGAGCUCCAAAGAGUUCAGGCACUGAGGAGUGAAAGCGUCAGCACCAGCCAGGGAAAACGGUGAGAAAUGGCCACCGCCUUCACGAGCAAAUCCGCACAAGACGACAUUCUCCACGCGAAUGCUUUCCCGUGGGAUCCAAGCUCCAGGUUUUGAGAUGUUUAAGCGAUGGUGCAUUGUUUUCUUUUUUCCCGAAACCCUUGCAAUAUUGUAAGAGUAUUGAUUGGUGGGACCAUAUGAACGUGCGAGCUGCGCACCCUCCGCGGAGGGAUUUUGCUGCUGGAUUGCAAAGGAAUUCAGGAGGCAGAAGUGCAAACUUGUGCAGUCUGUAGAAGGAAGAGAACCAGUAUCACAAGGCCUUUGCCUUUCCCCCCAUUUUUAAAGUAAAACUUAUUUUCUUGGUCAGUAUGGACUUAUUUUGUAUCUUCCCUUCCUUAAUUCAAUAACAAUAGCUGAAUUGACCAGCUGCUUCUAUGUAAAUGUGUGCAAAACUGAAUACAAUUCCAGCAGUUAGAAAAGUGACCCAGACCAGCUGGGCACUUGAUGGUGUGUAUAUAUUGUCAUAUCGCUUUGACACUGCAUUUUUUUACCCCGCAUUCAUGUCCUGUAAAAUGCUUUUCCUGCCCCCACCCUUUCCCCCCUUUUCAUGGUUUAUGUACUUGUAUAUGAUUCUUAACACUCUUUUUUCAGGACUGCUUUUAUUGCUGGAGUUUCCAACAAGUGUACGUUGAUUGGAAACAGUCCUGUUGUUUAGUUUUCUUUUGUAAAUAGUUUUCUAUCAAAAUCUGCAUGUAUAAGACCCACAUGUCCAAAACCAAAUGUACAUAUUCUAUGUAUAAAAUGCAAACUCUUUGAUAA